Molecule: messenger RNA, 1583 nt
Organism: Cyprinodon variegatus (sheepshead minnow)
Lineage: Eukaryota; Metazoa; Chordata; Actinopteri; Cyprinodontiformes; Cyprinodontidae
Product: zinc finger protein 664-like
Exons: 4
Coding region: 380-1411 (343 amino acids)
Biological process (GO): regulation of transcription by RNA polymerase II
Molecular function (GO): DNA-binding transcription factor activity; RNA polymerase II cis-regulatory region sequence-specific DNA binding
Source: RefSeq, a predicted model, not a curated record
CCGCCUCCAGAACCGCAGGCGUCCCGGGUCCGUGGCUCCCGCUGCCUCCCAGCCGGCUGGAAGCUCCAUGGAGGCUAGAAGGAUCUGCGGCCUGUAGGGGGCGAUGUUUGGGUUUCACUGAUCCUGCAGCAGCUGAACCUCCUCUGAGAGGGAAGUUAAACUCUAGUGAGGAUUAUAAGCUCAGAUUAAAGUCCUGUGAUGUUUAAAGCUUCCUCAGGCUGUUAAUGGUUUCCUCUGCUUUAGAAUAAUGACUGUUAUUCUAAGCUGAUGAGGCUCCAUGGAUGCAGACCUGAAAGGACGCAGGUGCAGGAAGCUGAUCUGAAGAAGAGCUUCAGCUGAGGAACCAAAGAGGAGCUGGAGAUUAUAAUCCAGGACAAGCAUGAAGGAGAACCAGGAAGUAAAGAUUGAGGUGAAGGAGGAGAACCACGAGAUUAAGGUUGAGGAAGAGGAGGAGAACCACGAGAUGAAGAUUAAGGAAGAGGAGAACAUGCAGCACAUAAAGACUGAGGAGGAUGAUAGUAGGAUGAAGAUUGAGGCUGAAACAGAGAACAUAAAGGUUGAGGACCAGAAUCCAGACCUCCACAUUCUGAACACCUCAAACCGGAUUGAACCGGACUCCUCUAAUCCACAGGAACAUGAAGAACAGCAGAUUAAUGGAGCCCUCACCGCAUCCCGCCAAGGAAAGGCUCGUGGGCAGACGCAGACACGCGAAAAGCCAUACAGCUGUGAUCAGUGCGGGACAAACUUCAAAACACAAUCUCAGCUGCAGAGCCAUCUCCGAGCCCACGCUGGUGAGAAGCCAUAUUCCUGUGAGUUGUGUGGAGCAGCAUUUAAUAAAAGCUAUCAUUUAAAGAGACAUAAGCGGAUCCACACUGGUGAGAAACCAUACACCUGUGAACAGUGUGGACAGUCAUUCAGUAACAAAGGCAUUCUUCAAAGACACGAGCAGAGGCUCCAUAAGAAGGAAAAACCCUACACAUGUGAUAUGUGUGGGAAAUGUUUUGCUGUUAGCCAGACCCUGAAAAUACACCAAAGAAUCCAUUCUGAUGAGAAACCCUACAAAUGUGACACUUGUGGGAAAAGGUGUAGGGAAAAGGGGGAUUUGAGCCGUCAUCUACUGACCCACACAGAUCAGAGACAUUAUAGAUGCGAAGUCUGUGGGAAAGAAUUCAACCGCUUAGGUACACUUAAAAGGCACAGCCGAAUACACACAGGAGAAAAGCCGUUUACCUGUGAUGACUGUGGGAAAACCUUUAGUAGAAAGUUUACCCUGGAUUGCCACAAACGGAUACACACCGGAGAGCGACCUUACUGGUGUGAAGUGUGUGGUAAACUCUUCCCUACUAUGACAGGGAUACGUUAUCAUCAACAAAUCUGUAAACCAGAAGGAAUCGCAUCUUCAACGAAAUGACAUCGCUAUGAAGGAAAUUUUUAUUUUAUUUUUUAUGAGGGGAAAUUUAAACACCCUGCUAUUUUUCACCCAGCUGUAUUAUACAAACAAAUUGUUGAAAAGUCACACAUUGUGAUUUCUGGGUUUAUUUUAUUUUUAGAUUAUGUCUCCAUCCACCUACGAUGACGAUUUC